Molecule: messenger RNA, 3873 nt
Organism: Sycon ciliatum
Lineage: Eukaryota; Metazoa; Porifera; Calcarea; Leucosolenida; Sycettidae
Product: rho guanine nucleotide exchange factor 4-like
Exons: 11
Coding region: 611-2434 (607 amino acids)
Biological process (GO): intracellular signal transduction
Cellular component (GO): cytosol
Molecular function (GO): protein binding; guanyl-nucleotide exchange factor activity
Source: RefSeq, a predicted model, not a curated record
UUUUUGGUAGCUGUCACAAAAGAUUCUUUGAUGAUGGGGACAUGUCAUGGUGCCUGAGUGACACUUGCUAGAAGCUGUACUUCGAGGCUUCCUCUCGAGAGGCUCUUUAUAAUUUCUUACCCGGGGCCAUCCGCAUAUCCAGAGAAGGAUCACUUGGCAGUGAGUCGGAUAGGAAACGCACCAGUGCUAAUUCACAAAGUGUGCACGAUUUUGUAGUUCGUACGAUUUUGUAGUACCGGUAAUUAAUUUUGUAGUUGCCUAGCCUGCUCUUCCGAUAGUUCGGAGACGGAAGCUUUCGCUUUCUCCGGCUCCCUCUGGAUAUCGUUUGGUUUGCCAUGGGGGAAGUGCCUGGCCCUGAAAUCGUGGAAAAGGAUUCAACCUCGACCUUGAUGUAUUGUUCUGAAGUAUCGUGCCAGUCUAUUGUGAAGCGAGCAUGGCCUUUCUAAAGCUCCUAGCUUGUUAGUGCAGUGCAGUGCAGUGCAGUUUGAUCAUUGCCCCUAUUUGAGUGUGUGUAGAUGUGUGUAGAUGUGACUCUCAGUGUGACUGUCGGUGGUGGAUGCUAGAGCUCUAAGACUGGCUACAGUAAGAGAACACAGUGGGCAUCUGCAAUAUGGGUACUGAAGUUCGCCGUAACAGGCAGGUGGAGGCUCCGGCAUCACUGGCAUCAUCAACAUCGAUAACACAGUUACCCUCACCACAUUGUACUCUCUCUAGUAAAAGUCCUGGUGUCAGAAAUGGUGGCAGCGGUAGGCUCCCUAUGAGUGCGUCUGCUGAGCAAUUGCGUUCUGUCAGAAUAUGUCUUGGUGACAUUAGUCAUCCACCUGUGUCCACUGCUGCUGAACAUUGUGGAGAGGUCACCAGUCACCCACGCUACAAGGCAAUGAGUACCCUCCUCAAUCGCAGUGGCAAGUUGUUGCCGGGGGACUUUGAGGCAUUUGCAACUAAUGAAGUCGCGUUCAUGAACUCGAUCUUUGCUGAUGCUUUGUGGGACUAUGUGGCAGUUGAUCCAGAAGAGUUGUCCUUUGUUGUUGGAGACACGAUUGAAGUGACUGAUAUGGAGGAUGAUGAGUGGUGGGGAGGAACUGCUAAUGGCACAACUGGAUGGUUUCCCGCUAAUUAUGUGCGGUUACGAGUUUUCCAGAGCGUUUCGCCAACACCGUCUGCAACCCAAAUCACCUCGUCGUCAUCAUCAGCAUCAAUAGCAACGCCAUUAUCAUCUCAACCCUGUGUACGCAGGAUGGUCAUAGAGGAGAUACUGAAUUCAGAGAGGUGUUACGUGGGCCACUUGAAAGAUAUCGUGGAGGGUUAUAUUACUGAGGCCCGAAAGAAGACAAGCCUGUUCGAUGAAGAGACCGUUGCUUUGGUGUUUGGCAAUGUGGAAGAAAUUCUUGCUUUUCAGUCGGACUUUCUUGCAAAAAUGGAGAGUUGUGUCGACAAAACUGAUCCUGCAGCCACCGUUAUUGGACCGUUAUUUGUUGAGAGGGAGCUUCAAUUCAAUGUGUACUCUCGGUACUGCACCAAUCAUCCACAUGCUGUUAAGGAACUGGACAAGCUGCAAUCGGAUCGUCUUCACAAGCUGUUCUUUGAAGCUUGUCGAUUGAUGCGCCAGAUGGCCAACCUCUCGCUGGGUAGCUUCUUAUUGACGCCAGUUCAGAAAAUUUGCAAGUAUCCAUUGCAAAUACAGGAGUUGCUGAAACAUACGGAGAGUUCACAUCCCGACUAUGAACAUGUUGUGCAGGCGCAUGAAUGCAUGUCCAAAGUUGCAGAAUCCAUCAAUGAACUCAAGCGGCGAACUGAGUGCAUCGAGAAGAUUGUUGCUUGGCAGAGCAAGGUCAUAGCUUGGACGGGGGAUAACAUCACAGCACUGAGCACAGUGCUAAUACACAGUGGACAGCUCGUGAAGUUGUCCAAAGGCAGAGCUCAACCACGUAUGUUCUUCCUUUUCGAUCACCAGUUAGUGUGGUGUAAGAAUGAAGGAAGAGACAGACUGUACUACCGAGGACGACUUUCGACUAAGGAUUGUCUAGUGGACAAGGUGGACUGUCCAGUGAAGGAUGGUGGAGAGAAGAUGGGUGGGCAGCACUAUGCUUUGUCUUUGUUCAACUCCUCAAAGAACAAAUGGUACGCCCUACGUGCUUACACGGAGCAGACACGUGACCGCUGGUUUGAAGCAUUCCAGACCGAGCAGGAGCUCGUUUCACGUGCCAACCCUAAUGGUUUGGCUGAGAGUGGGGAGUGGCAAUCAGCACGCGCCAAAACUGCUCCACCAUCAAGUCGAAGGAAGUCAUCAUUGGUUGAUAUGAUUCGCUCAGUGACACCAUCAGCGUUGGAUGAAGCGAAGAGGCAGCCGCUGCAGAUUCAGCCCCUAUCGCCAAUAGUCAAGAGGCGUACACUAGAGAGAAUUCGGAAAUUCCAUUCGUCCAAUUUGACCUAAGCUCCUGUCUUUUUGAACCUGGCCAGGGCAAUUGUGUGGCUAUGUUUCGCCACUGUCAAAGAUAUGCCUUGUUACACCACUGCCUGGCUACUUUCAGCAGUGGCUGUGAAGUUGUGAAGGCGUUGUCUUGACUAUGAUCCACUGCAGUAGCCAAGGUGUUCCACAGCUAUUUACUGCAGAUCACGGUAAGCAAUUGAACUUGACUUGCAUGGUAAUAUCACCCUGCCUUCUCACGUUCUCUUCAAUUACCACAUAACAUAUCCUUUUUUUUUCUUGAGAUUUUACUUCUUUUUACAUGUACAGUGUUUAUAUUUCUUUAUUUUUCAUACUUCGCUCUGCUACUACGCCGCUGCAGAUUCCAGCUAUCAUGGUUUCUGAUUAGCAAUAUGCUAUGCACACAUUUGCACGCUACCCUGCACAUGAAUUCACUUCUUAUCCCCAGUCUUCCGCCAGCAGUCGUGUCACUGCAAACACAGAGCUGCAGACAAGAUAUUGUCUGCAUGCUUUCCACGUCCACUUGUCUCCACGUCCACUUGUUUCCGUGUUCAAUUGUCUCCACGUCCACUCAUGUCCAUGUCCUUUUGUUCUGUCCCGUGGAAUUGCUGCUGUUGCUUGCUACUGCAAUGUCUAUAUACACAAACAUGCAAAUCAGCUGAUACUGCCAGAAGUGGCAGAGUUUUCCAAAAUAAGGAGCCUUUCUUCUAACUUUCAGCACCAGUUAUAAAACAUUAGUAUUUUUUUCCAGUGAUGGAUUUCUUGCCACCUUGCAAGACGGCUACUACUUCUGACGUGUACCGAUAUUUGAAGCGUCUUAGCUUGAUAUUUGCCUACUUUCAAGUGUUCUGCUGUAUGUUGGACAGCUGGAUAUUUUCUUUUCUUCGUGCACAUUAUUUUGUGGCAUGUGAUGAAGUCCAUCUUUGGCUAAUUUUCUAAAUACCGUGAUCGCUGAGAUCCAACAGCAUUUUGAGAUAUCAUGCUAGUAUUUCUUUUUUCUUUAGCCUUCUAAAGUUUCUUAGUCCUGAGUAGGGUGUCUCAACUCUUCACUGUUUUUGGUCCUGUGUUGGGAGUCUCAACUCUUCAGUGUUCUUGGUCCUGUGGGAAUUUCAACUGUUCAGUGUUCUGCAAUCUCAAUUGCUUCCUGUUGCCUUUGGUCUUUCUGCCUUUUCCAAUAAAAAUCAUAAAUCAUGAACUACUUUCUGGUUUCCGAACUUGAGCUUGUUUCCUUCCUUGUACAGUACUAGGAGCAGGGCGUUGUCAGUAGCUACCAGCACACCGCUAUGUGCGUCAUCAGUGAAAGGUAUUCAAUGUUUGUCUUCUUUUAUGCAAUUAUUGGCAAGUCCUGAAAAGUGCACCUUUCUUUACGUUAUGCUGUUAAAAGCGAUAUAGUUUAUUUUCUUUGCAAGUUAUCUCAACAGUCUUGGACAUGCAGUUGAACUGGC